AGACAAUGAGAAGCAUUUUUGUUUUAUAUUGGUAUGAUUUGACUCGAUUAACUAGCAGGAUAAUUCUUACUGUCGCUUUUUUGUAUUGUAUUUUAUUUUUGUAAGUUGAAGCCAAUCCUGCACUGUGAAUACAUUGAAGGCAACAUGAUAAUCGAGUACUGCUUUAACGAUGUGUCUCUAUAAAGGGAGCACCUUCUCAUAUCAAUCAGUGUCAUGUCACCAAAUGCCACCAAACAGCUGUGGAAGAAGCGGCUAAUGUGAGCCCUCCUGGACCCUCUCUGUUAGCCAUCAUGGGAUGUGGCACCUCUGUCGCCACAGAAAAGCAAGGGGAAACGCUGGAGCAAGUUUUCCCUUCAUGCAGAUGAACCAGUUAAGACUCCCAGCCCGGCUCUGACUAUGAAGGCAGCUGUUUUGAUCCAGCGAUGGUACCGGCGCUACAUGGCCCGUCUUGAGAUGAGACGCAGGUACACCUGGAACAUUUUUCAGUCUAUUGAAUACGCCGGGGAACAAGACCAGCUACAGCUCUCUAGUUUCUUCACUUUCAUGCUGGACAACUUCACUCAGCUGAAUGGGAAUGGGCCAGACUUGAUCUCCCAGCUGCUGGAUCCAGUGGUCGACCCAUGGUUAGACAGAGAAACCUGCUACAACUUGAUCCAUGUUCCAGAGUCCUACACCGGACCUAGACUGUCGUUUCCUCUCUCUGUCGCUGAUACAAAUGCACUCCUGAGUGCUUUUAAGGAUCAGCAGACUCUCCAUGCCAGAUAUGUUCUCCAGCUGCUGUAUGAGACCAAAAAGCUCCUCAAACAGAUGCCAAACAUAGUCCACUUGUCGACAUCCUACUACAAAGAGAUCACUAUAUGUGGUGAUCUGCAUGGGCGACUCGAUGACUUACUACUUAUAUUUUAUAAGAAUGGCCUUCCCUCUGCAGAGACACCGUACGUGUUUAAUGGGGACUUUGUGGACCGUGGAAAAAAGUCAGUUGAAGUGGUUAUCCUGCUGUUUGCCUUCCUUUUGCUUUACCCAGACUACAUGCACCUGAACCGAGGAAACCAUGAAGACCACAUAAUGAACCUCAGAUACGGGUUCACAAAGGAAGUCAUGCAGAAGUACAAGACUCAUGGCCGUGAGAUCCUUCAGCUGUUUCAGGAUGUUUUCAGCCUCCUGCCCAUCGCAACAGUUAUAGACGGAAAGAUUCUGAUCGUUCACGGAGGAAUUUCAGACCAGACUGAUCUGGACUUCCUGAGCUCCAUAGAGAGACACAAGGUGAAAUCUGCCCUGAGAUUUCCCAGGUGCAGUUUGGAGCACCUGGACAUCAGUCAGUCCUGCAGACAGACCAAAAGAACGAGAUCCACAGACAGCUCUCGUCCCAGCAGCAGUCGCAGUCAAAACAAGAACCAAAGGACACCCAACACGAGGAAGAAGCGAUGCAGGCUCAGCCGACAAGACAGCGCCGCCUCCACCUCUUCCUCCUCCUCGUCUUCCUCGUCUUCCUCUUCACUCUGCUCUCCUCGAACCCCAUCCUGCCUCUCCCCGCAUGCUUUUCCAUCUUCUCCUUGCAUGCCUUACUCUGUUAACGUCCUCCAAGUGCCUUUCCUGGACUCUCUGUCCUCCAUUCCCCUCCCGUCACCUUCGCAGCAUGAGCAGGAAUGGAAGCAGAUAGUGGAUAUAUUGUGGAGUGACCCUAAAAUCCAAGAUGGCUGCAGUCCCAACACCUUUAGAGGUGGAGGCUGCUACUUUGGCCCUGACGUCACCCAGAGACUACUGCUCCAACACGGACUCCAGCUGCUCAUCCGCUCUCAUGAGUGCAAACAAGAAGGAUACGAGUUCUGUCACAAUGGAAAGGUGAUCACCAUCUUCUCUGCGUCCAAUUAUUACGAGGAGGGAAGCAACCGAGGAGCCUAUGUCAAACUGGGGCGAGAGCUGGUGCCUCGCUUCUACCAGUACCAAGUCAGCCGGACCACUCGCAAACUUACACUGACACAGAGAGUGCGAGCCGCUGAGGGCUCUGCUCUCAGAGCCUUAAAGGAGAAGCUGUUCGCUCACCGCUCCGAGCUGAUGGUCGGCUUCCAGCAGUACGACCAGAAUAACACAGGUCGUGUGUCGGUCUGCGAGUGGGCUCUGGUUCUGGAGUCUGUACUGAGACUGGACCUGCCGUGGAGGACGCUUCGUCCACACUUAGCCCGUCUGGCACCAGAUGGCAGCCUGGAGUAUCAGUCCUGCUUCGAGGAUAUGGGACCAGGCAUUCCCCUGCCGCAGGUCACUCCAAAUUUGGCCGAAACUCUGUUCAGAUACAGGACAGACAUUGAGAUAAUAUUCAACAUCAUAGACAAAGAUCAUUCAGGUCUAAUUUCCAUUGAGGAGUUUCGUCAAACUUGGCGUCUUUUUAGCGCUCACUUGGGGGUUGCCAUCGACGACAGUGCCAUUGAUGACCUGGCCCGGAGUAUUGACUUUAAUAAGGAUGGCAGUAUAGACUUCACUGAGUUCCUAGAGGCAUUUAGAGUGGUACACAAACUGGACAGCAAAGAUCAGCAACUGCAUGAAAAGAUGGAUGGAGAGAAGAGGACAGGCUGAAUACUAAACUGUGGAAGUACCGAUGUAGGAUACUGUAGGAUAUAACAAAGAAUACUUGAAGACCAUACCACUGGAAGUGAUUAGGUCAUGAUUCAUUGGCAGAUUUCUCGAUUGUGGUGUGUGGGUUAAGGUUAGGAGGGGUAUGGCUCCGGGAAUGCCAAUAUCUAAGGCUGAUUUAAAUAAAGUGAUAUAUCUCAAAUUUUAUUAUGUCUUUUAUUGCACCACCAGCUUUUUAGAGGGGCUGACUGUGGAAAAAAAAACGUCUUAACAACUGCUGGCUCUAGUAAAAUGAAUAUUUCAAAGAACAGCACAAUAGAGUGAAAAACCUUUACAGUGAGCUGAUUAAAAAAAUCAGCUACAAAAUCAGAAGAAGCUCUCGAGGCGUUGUGUACUUCAGGCACUGUUUGAUUUACUUUUAUUCAUUUUCUUCCACAGAAAUUGAACUGAAAAAUAUGGUGCGAUUGAAAAAGCUUGUACAGCUGUGCCUAAUAAAGUUGACUGAAUGUAGGUUUACAAGUAUUGGUGUAAAAAAGACUUCCUUUUUUUUUCUUAAUAAAAUAAAAAUAAUA
Oreochromis niloticus (Nile tilapia) is the source of this 3140-nucleotide messenger RNA. It is a transcript of the gene ppef1, whose product is annotated as protein phosphatase, EF-hand calcium binding domain 1. Lineage: Eukaryota; Metazoa; Chordata; Actinopteri; Cichliformes; Cichlidae. The record is from RefSeq and is a predicted model, not a curated record. Bases 397 to 2571 code for a protein of 724 amino acids. The transcript is spliced from 18 exons. Gene Ontology annotation, biological process: detection of stimulus involved in sensory perception. Gene Ontology annotation, molecular function: calcium ion binding; protein binding; manganese ion binding.